AUGUAUAUGCCUGCUGAGAGCGUACUGAUGUUCAGCGCAAAGCUUGCCAUGACCGAUAGCUAUGCAAACAACCAGAACCCUGCAGUAGUCGACGCUCCUCAGGUUGCGGCUAACUUUCCAGAUGUUGAAGGCAUCGAUCUAUCGUCUCCAACCUUCAUCAACCCUGGAGGUAUCCCGGUAAACUUUGCGAAAGGAACUUCUGGGCCAACUCCACAAUACACCCUCGGUGAGAGAAGGCCUCCUGUACGCGUGAAUUUCACUGACCAAACCAGACAACAUCAUCACAGACCUAUCGAACUGCACGGUGAUGGGUUACCUACCACGAAGAGCUCAAACCCGGGGAGGCCCGCAGCAUUCCGUACGUCACGUUGCCAAACGGUUAACACAACGACAGGAAGCUGCGCAUCUGCAUCCAGGGGAGGCCAGCACGGGAAUGAGCCAGCCGGCAACGAGGGUGUUCUCGCAUCACUGGGAAGGCUCGUUGCUGAUUCCAAGUGGACUUCCAAGGUCCUUGAGAAACUCAACUUGCUGAUCCUUCUGCGCUGCAACGUGCAUGGGGUCAAGUAUCUGCAAAGUCAGCUCGCAUCUAAUUACGAUCCUAAUCGAGACCACGCAAUUCUGGUGCGCGAGCAGACACGCAAGAUUAGGCAGCUGCAAUCCGAUUUCGAUCCGCACAUCUUUGUUGAUGAUUACCAGUACGCCGGAGACCUCCUAGUCUCCGCAAACAAAGGCCUCAACGUCAACGUCAACGCCAACAUCCGCGGCCUGGAUGAGGCGAGUUCGGCAUACUACAACCACCUCCCGCUGGAGGUGGGUGAUGAAUAUCCCAUCUUUCGGGUGCUGUAGAGGAGAUUCAUCGACAUGACAUUGAAGGAGAUAAUUGCAGCCUCACGGUCUUUUGCAAGACACAAAGGAUCAAGUACCUCCUGUAGCCAAUAAAAGUGCGAUUGAUAAGCGUUGAUGUCGAGCCAAUCAAUGUACAGUCGAAGCUGAUUAUGCCCCGCACUAGCGCCCGCUUCGUUCACCGCAUCCGUCGCAGCUUCAUGCAGGUGCAUCCUGCGCAAGGCUGCAAAGCACCGCAACAACAACAUAAACAUGUUUGCUCCAUGACAAGACGUUGCUGAAGUGUCGCAAAUGAUGCACCACAGUGAAUGGUUACCGCACUAAUAAACAACAUGCGUGUGAUCAGUGUUUGUGGAGCAAAGCAACCUGCUGCUGCUGCCUCAAGCAAGGCUCAGCCAUACGUCACGCCACUCGUUGCUAAACAACCAUAGGACCCGGCAAAACCUGGGGAAGUGGGUAGCUUGGGACGGAUCCGU
This is a messenger RNA of Macroventuria anomochaeta, 1319 nucleotides long. RefSeq lists its product as uncharacterized. The transcript has 3 exons. The coding region runs from base 1 to 846 and encodes 281 amino acids. The record is from RefSeq and is a predicted model, not a curated record. Lineage: Eukaryota; Fungi; Ascomycota; Dothideomycetes; Pleosporales; Didymellaceae.